Betta splendens (Siamese fighting fish) is the source of this 2704-nucleotide messenger RNA. RefSeq lists its product as uncharacterized. Gene Ontology annotation, molecular function: RNA binding; metal ion binding; protein binding. The record is from RefSeq and is a predicted model, not a curated record. The transcript is spliced from 18 exons. NCBI's taxonomy places the organism in Eukaryota, Metazoa, Chordata, Actinopteri, Anabantiformes, Osphronemidae. The coding region runs from base 167 to 2026 and encodes 619 amino acids.
UUGGUGGAGAAUCGAGGAAAACCCUGAGAGAUUACGCGCAGGGCAGCAAAGCUCCAGAAACUAAGACGAAAACAACGCAACGCGGCCACAUCCGCCUUUAAAACGACUAUACAACAAUAUCAGACGUGAAGCAGACGGCGGCCGUCGGCAGAACUGAGCUGACAGUAUGUCCAAACAGAAGGACAUCGUGAGACGUGACGCGCCGAUGCCCAGAAUUCGAGAACAGUCCAGCGUCACGCAGACGCACGAAUCUUUUGCAGACCUGAUAAAUGGACGUUAUCCUUCACGGCCCUUUCUGGAUGUUUUAGGUUUCAGUUACUUAAGGAACUAUGGUGCCAGACUGCAGGAGGAUUUCUUCUAUUCUGAUGAUGAUGACAGCGAUGAUGAUGAUGACGACGAUUAUUUUUAUCCUAGCAGGGCUGCAUACAGUCCUUUAAACCCACAUCCACGUAUAAGGCAACUCACAGAUGAGGAGGCUGAUCGACAUGCCAAAGAAUUAAUUGCAGAAGAGGAACGACGUAAAGGGAAAACGGAGAGAAACAAGCGUAAAAAAAUGCGUAAAAAAGAAAGGAAGCGACUGGAAAAGGAAAAUGCAAUUAAAGAGAAUUUACCUGAGAAAGAUCAGGAGAAGACAGAGACUUCAGAAAAUCAAGUAGAAAAUCCUAUAAUUGAAACUAAUGUAGAUGAAUUAAGUAAAACACAGAAUGUACCACAAGCUGUUGGAGGUGAUGAGAGUUGUUCUAAUAGUAAAGAAGAAACCGAGAAACCGAAUAAGAAAGAUGUGGAGCCAAAGGAGACUGGUGUAAAUAAUUCCUAUGAUUCUACCCCUAAAUUGGUGUCUGAGGAGACGUUUAACCAGACACCAGUAAAAGAGCAAAAAAAGAAAAAAAAUCAGCAACACAAAGAGGAAAAGCCAAAAACUACAGGGAAUAUGGACGUUGAAAAGAAAAAUGAAACCAAAAACGAGGAGUUGCAGAAAACACUGGAUCCCACUAAUGAGGAAUGUGCCAAACGAAGCCGAGACCUCGCUGCUGCAGGAAACCGCUUCGCAGCCUCAGGACAGUAUGAGAUCGCAGUGAAAUGCUUCACAGACGCCAUUAAAUUCAACCCAAAGGAGUUUAAGUUGUUUGGAAAUCGGUCCCUCUGCUACGAAAGGAUGCAGCAGUAUGAGAAUGCCCUCAGGGAUGCCGACCUCACUCUCUGCAUGGAGCCAGGCUGGACAAAAGGUUUAUUUAGAAAAGGAAAAGCUCUCUGUGGACUCAAGAAAUACUAUGAGGCAUCGCUGGUCUACACGGAGGUUUUGAAACUGGACAGUUCAAGUGCUGAAGCCAAGCAAGAGCUGAAACGAGCACAGAUGUUGCAUCUGAUGGAAAUGGGCUUCAGCAGGGAGGAGAGCCUGGAGGCCCUGAAGACACACGCCACCUUGGAGCACGCCGUGGAAGCGCUGUUUUCUAGAAGUCCUCCAGCUGCCAGCAGCGCCCCCACAAAACAACCUGUGGAGCAGGACACAGACGAGGUAGAGGGAGAGUGGAUGGUCCAGCAGACGAGCCGUUCGAGGGCGCAGCAGGUGAAAGAGUGCGAAGCUUUGAGCCAAAGCAGAUCAAAAUCCCAGUCGCCGACUCCUCCUCUGUCCAGGAGUUCAGUCAAAGCGGACCUCAUUUCCAUCUGGGUUGGGUCCUUGGCUCCUACUGUCACCUAUGCAACACUUCACGAGCUGUUCAGCAGAGUUGGGGUAGUCUACAGCAUCAAGAUGCUGCUGGAACACCAGUGUGCCUUUGUGAACUACACGAGGAAGGAGGACUGUGACAGAGCUAUCCAAAGUUUCAAUGGGAUGGUGCUUGAGGGGUCUCCUCUGUCAGUGCGGUACCCCAGUAAAACCCACACCGCACUUAGCUACAAGAAGGAGUGCUUCUUCUGGAGGACCACAGGCUGCACGAGGCAGGACUGCACCUACAAGCACGUACCAGAACACAAGAACAUUGACAGGGAUAAGUUCACCAGUAGACUGGGACGCUUCAACGUGUAGAACAUAACGAGCAACAACACCAGUGAUGCCAACAUGGGCCUAUUUGGUUAUAGUGAAGGUUCAGCUCCACUUCUAUGGCUGUAAAAGGAAACUACAAAGAACUGCUGUACUAUAAUAAUAAUAAUAAUAAUAAUAAUAAUAAUUAACGUGUCCUUAGAUAAUCGUCAGCAUGAAUCUGUGCAUAUUCUAAAGCAGUAUUUAUUUGUCAGGGACAUUGUCAUCUAAUCUGUUUAAAGGUUCUGCUUUGUUGCAUUUUCAUGUUUUAAUUAACAGAUUUUUCUGUUGAUUCAGUCACCAGUAGGUGGCGCCACUGUCUUUAUCCCUUAACUUGGAGGCAACUGUUCUGCUUCAUUUUUAAGGCUGUUAUUAAUGAGUAGUUGUGCUACAGCCACAUUGAAUGUACAUAGUUUUGUUCCGAGUCCGCUUUAAGAGCUGGAGCAGCGGGUUUGUUUUCUGUUUAGUGAAUGUCUCUCUUCAGUAGUUCCAUGUGCAAUAAUAGAACGUCCUGUUUGCUGGAGAACGUGGUGAGCAGCGCUGAUGCUUGGGUGUGAUCCAUAAAAGUGCCUUUCAGUAGCACUAUGACUGUAGGUUUAUCAGCUCAGGAGGAAUUGAAGCCUCAACGGAGACUGUAAAUGUCAUGUGAUGGAAAUGAAUAAAUACAAGUAUGGAUGGGCCUCA